Molecule: messenger RNA, 385 nt
Organism: Saccostrea cuccullata (small rock oyster)
Lineage: Eukaryota; Metazoa; Mollusca; Bivalvia; Ostreida; Ostreidae
Product: glycine receptor subunit alpha-4-like
Exons: 3
Coding region: 15-383 (122 amino acids)
Biological process (GO): chloride transmembrane transport; chemical synaptic transmission; nervous system process
Cellular component (GO): neuron projection; plasma membrane; synapse
Molecular function (GO): transmitter-gated monoatomic ion channel activity involved in regulation of postsynaptic membrane potential; excitatory extracellular ligand-gated monoatomic ion channel activity; chloride channel activity
Source: RefSeq, a predicted model, not a curated record
AAUUUAUUCAAGCAAUGUUUGACGAAUAUGAUAGUGGCAUUCCUCCAAACUUCGAAAGCAAUGAAUCGUCGACUGUGAAUGUUAGUUUAUACAUCAACAGCAUUGAUUCCAUCAGCGAGCAAUCAAUGGAUUUUACAAUCAACGCGUUUGUUGAACAAGAGUGGUGUGAUCCUCGCCUGAUUUUUUACGGGAUGCUGAAUGACGAUUACUUUGAACUAGACUCAAAAUUCAUGGUUAAAGUAUGGGUUCCUGAUCUGUAUUUUACCAACGAGAAACGUGCCAAUUUUCAUGAUGUCACAGUUCCAAACAAAAUGCUCCAUUUAUACAAAAAUGGAUGCAUUAAAUACCGUUUGAGGUAUGUAUAUGUAAAUGUUAUUGGAUAAGU